GGUUGAACGACCACAGCUGACGAGUUCAUUUUCUUUUUUAGGAAAUUUUGUUGAUAUUUGAUUUUGGGGUUAAUUUGUAAGAAUUAGCGGUCAUGGACGACUCUGGUGCUAGCAAUAGUUGCGUGGAAGACGAGAUUAUGGUACUUCAGUCUAUUUACGAAGAUAAAAUAAAAAUCCAAAGAGAUUUAGAUAAUAAAGUUAAAGAAGUUGGAAUAUGUUUGUAUCCUGCUACAGCUGAUGAUACAAGUUCACAAUAUCUUAAGCUUGAACUUGUGUUUAGUAUACCAGAUCAGUACCCAGAAGAGCAUCUGAAAUUUACUUUUAAAUCUUCGCGUGGAUUAUCUGACGAACAUCUGAAUAAACUGAAACAACAGAUGAUGGAUUUGAUUGACAGCCAUGAUGAGGAUGUGAACUUGUUUGACCUCAUUGAACUCGCAAAAGAAAGUUUAACCUUAAAUAACAUACCAUGUGACCCAUGCCCAGUGUGUCUGCUAUCUUUCCAGGCUGAUGAUGAUUUCCUGAAGUCUCCAUGUUUCCACCACUUCCAUGACCACUGCUUGCUACAAUACUACAACCACUACCAUUCAAAUAUCGAGUAUUUUCAAACCUCAACAAACCCUAUCGAUGGCCCACCAAAAAAGAAAUCUGAAGUUCCACCCGGACAAGUUCCUUGCCCCAUAUGUAGAGAGUUGAUUGAAGUAGAUAUUGAUGCAUUACAAAAAGCAAAGGAACCAGUAACUCAGGAACUUUCUGUUGAGAAUCUUGAAGAAUACAAAAGAAACGUAAAGCAAAUGAAUGAAAUUUAUGAACGACAACUUAAAGUCGGUGGUAUUAUUAAUCUAGAUGCGGAAAAAAAGAAACACUUGCUCUCAACUAUUGAGCAGAAAGCAAAAUCCGAAGCACUUGUUGCAAAAUCAAAACAAGAUGCUCAAACCAAAGUAGUUGGAACGAACAGUUCAAAUAGCGAUGACAGGAAAACCACCAAAGUAUUUCCAAAUCCAAGCAAACCCAACCCCCACCAAAGUCACCACAAUCAUAGAAUGGUCCCUGGACGAAAACCAUUCACGAAAGAUACAACGGAAAAAUACAGAAAUUAUAACAGACCUAGAAGAACUUACCAUGAACCAAGAAAACCAAGAAAUGUCGAAAAUUCAAAAUCUCCGCCUUGGAACAACCAACCUAAACCAAACAAACAUCGAACAAAUUUCAAUUCAAGCAAUCCUACAAGCAAUCCUACAAAGCACCAAAAUCAUUCAGGAAUAAAUAAGAAGUCAAAUUUUUCAGAUGUUAAAACACCUCCUGGUUUUAAACCAAUCAGAGUUGGCCCACCACCUGGAUUUAAAGCGCUGGAAAAAUAGCAAGCAAUUUCUAAUUCUAUUCCCUACUACUGCUAUGUUCAUGUGUUGUAGGAUAAUAUAGCCUUUUUCAACAUUUUCAAAGCUGAGGUUAAUUUAAGUUGCAAAUGAAAAAUUUCCUUUCUUUGUUUUAGUUUCUUUGCCUUCCAUUUUCACUAUCUUAGUUAGUACAAAUAACUUCUUUUAUGUUGAUACAAUACAACUUCAUUGUUCUUUA
Messenger RNA from Ciona intestinalis (vase tunicate), 1572 nucleotides. Lineage: Eukaryota; Metazoa; Chordata; Ascidiacea; Phlebobranchia; Cionidae. The record is from RefSeq and is a predicted model, not a curated record.